AUGGGACAUAGGGUAACUUCUAUCCACCACUUCGAGGACUACAAGAAAGCUAUUCUAGAGGCGGACUGCGUUAUGGUAGGCGGUGGUAACACUUGGCACUUGACUCGCCUCCUUCAUCAGCACGAGCUGAUAGAGCCUAUCCGUGAGCGUGUGCAAAAUGACGGCAUACCUUAUAUAGGUUGGAGUGCAGGAAGUAACGUUGCCUGCCCAACGCUGAAGACAACCAACGAUAUGCCUAUUGUUGAUCCGCUGAGCUUCGAGACGCUGAACCUUGUCCCCUUUCAAAUCAACGCCCACUAUACGGAGCUGACGCUAGAGGGACACGGAGGUGAGACACGUCAAAUGCGUCUAGGCGAGUUCAUCAUUGCCAACCCUGACACCUAUGUCCUUGGCCUUCCAGAGGGAACGAUGAUUAGAGUUGAGGGGGACAAGUACGAACUUUUGGGCAUAGAGUCGCCCAAGUGUAAGCUCUUUAAGUUCGGACAGGAGGAGCAAGAGCUAACAGAUCUCUCGGGUUUGACAUUCUAA
Molecule: messenger RNA, 528 nt
Organism: Globicephala melas (long-finned pilot whale)
Lineage: Eukaryota; Metazoa; Chordata; Mammalia; Artiodactyla; Delphinidae
Product: peptidase E-like
Biological process (GO): proteolysis
Molecular function (GO): serine-type peptidase activity
Source: RefSeq, a predicted model, not a curated record